AUGUUAUCGGGUGACAAUUUGUUCGACCAACUUGAUGUAGCUAAAGUAUGCACCACUAUUUUACUUCUUACUUCUGUGAAAGGAAUUUCAUCAGAUGCCAGUGUAGUUUUGGAUGCAAUCCUUGCUCAAGGUAUACCUACUACUGUGGUAGCAAUAACUGAUUUGGAAGCAUUACCUCAAAAAAAACGUUCUGAAGCAAAAACUGUAGUUCAAAAUGAAAUUGAAGCUAUGGUUCCUGGGAUUGACAAAGUAAUGUCCUUAACUAAAGAUACUGAUGCUAUGAAUGUUCUUCGAAAAAUUGGAUCACAAAAGCAGAGAACAGUUUUGCAAAGAGAUAGGCGAUCUCAUAUGUUAGCCGAGAGUGUUAAUUUUAUAGAAACGGAAAAGGGCAAAGGUACGUUAAAAGUAACUGGUUACCUACGAGGGCGCAACUUAAGUGCUAACUCUUUAAUUCACAUACCAGGUUGGGGAGAGUUUCAGAUUGAACAAAUAGAUCUUGCUCCAUUUCCUGGUGAUGAUAUCACUGAUCCAAAAGUCCUGGAUCGACCGGACCUCUUGAAACAGGAGUCUCUUGUAAGUGAAAACAUUCCUGACCCAAUGGAUGCUGAACAAACUUGGCCAACUGAUGAGGAAAUUCGAGAAUUUUCUACAAAAAAGGUAAAAAAGAUUCCAAAAGGGAUGUCUGAGUAUCAAGCUGCCUGGAUUCCUGAUGAGGACACAGUCGAAGUAAAUGAAGAUGAUGAUGAUGAUGAUGAUGAUGGGAUGGAUGUUGUCAGUGCUGUCUCAGAACAGGAAAGCUGUGAAAGUGAAGAAUAUGAAACAAUGACAGUGGCCUCUGAAGCAGCACCAGACCCUGAAAAAUAUGAUACAGAAAUGGAUAUGGAUGAAGAGAAGGUUGCACUAGAAAAAGUUAAAAAGGCAAAAGAAGAUUUAGAGUUUCCUGAUGAAGUAGACACCCCUCAAGAUAUUCCAGCCAGAGAAAGGUUUGCUCGUUAUAGAGGAUUGGCAUCAUUUAGAACAACACCUUGGGAUCCAAAAGAGAAUUUACCUCUUGAUUAUGCCAGAAUUUUUCAAUUCCAAAAUUUUACUAAAACAAAAAAAUCUGUGUUGGCUGAGGAGCCUUCAGGAGCUCAAGCAGGAUGGUAUAUUACCAUCCAUUUGAAAGAUGUUCCCACUGUAUUAUAUCAGAUGAGAGGGCAGCAGCCAAUAGUGUUGUAUGGAAUGUUGCCUCAUGAAGUCAAAAUGUCUGUUAUCAAUAUGGUCCUUAAGAGAGUUCCUGGCUCUUCUGAACCUUUAAAAUCGAAGGAAAAUCUUUUGUUUCAAGUUGGUUACAGAAGAUUUCGUGCAUCUCCAAUUUAUUCCCAACACUCCUCAGGAAAUAAACAUAAGUAUGAGCGGUUUUUUCAACCAGAUAGUGUAGUAGUUGGUACAGUAUUUGCUCCUGUUAUCUUUCCACCUGCUUCUGUCCUUGUUUUUAAGGAAAAUAGUGAUAGAACUAUUACCACUGUAGCAACUGGUAGUGUUCUUUCUGUUAAUCCAGACAGAAUAGUUGUGAAAAGGGCUGUUUUGAGCGGUCACCCAUUUAAGGUUUUAAAAAGAUCUGCUAUAAUAAGGUUUAUGUUUUUUAAUCGAGAAGAUAUUGAAUGGUUUAAACCUGUAGAACUGAAGACUAAAUAUGGCCGUAGAGGUCAUAUUAAGGAACCCUUGGGUACUCAUGGACACAUGAAAUGUGUAUUUAACGCUCAAUUAAAGUCACAGGAUACUGUAUUGAUGCACCUUUAUAAAAGAAUUUUUCCCAAGUGGACAUAUGAUCCUUGUGUUAAUUUUGCACCUAUUACUCUGUAG
Nezara viridula (southern green stink bug) is the source of this 1845-nucleotide messenger RNA. The record is from the annotation of a GenBank genome assembly. Lineage: Eukaryota; Metazoa; Arthropoda; Insecta; Hemiptera; Pentatomidae.